UUCGUUUCUCAUCUCUAUCCCCGCCACAUGGAAGAAUGAAGAGUGGGGGGUCGGUCCUCUUCCUCCUGCUUCUCUUAGGCGCCUUGCCGCCCUCCUCGCCGGAGAGACAGCAGCAGCAGCGACGAGGAGGAACUGGAGGCAGCGGGAGAGUGGCCGAGAGUCGCCCGCAGAAGAAAGCGGCCAGAGCGGAGCAGACCUACACGUCUCGGCUCAAGCGGAAAGGGCUGGCCGUGGACUUCACCUUCUCGCCGCUGUUUCGAAACUACCUGUUAGAAUUCUUCGGGCGGGCGGCGGACGCCGACUGCCGCCUGCUGCUGGACUGCGAGGCUCUAGCGUCCGCCCUGGAAGGUACCGCCGCACACCGGGACGGCAUCGGCAUCAGCGCCCGGAGCGGCUUCGAGGAGACCGGCUCCAGCGCAGCAGCGUCCCCUCAGCCCGCCAAGCGGAGACUGAAGAAACAGCAUCAGCCUAACCAGGUGGUCCUGGAGGUGGGCGCAUCCGGAGAUACCGCCCGCUGCCGGCCGCAAACCCCCCAGCGGCAGCCAGCCGCCCCCCUCCUCUACAACUUGACCCGAGUCUUCCUGGCGUGGAGCAGCUCCUCCGAGGGACGCCUGAGGAUCCGCCUGAUACCCGAGAGGAGAGCCCGUGAGUCCUACCCACAGCGGGAGGAGAUCAUCUCCGCCGCGAUCAGAACCUCCGAGCCCAGGGUUCGGCUCCACGUCUCCUUCGCAGUUACAGGAGUACCUCAAUCUGAAGGAAAUGGAUGGAUUGUAAAUAAUAGUCCAGCUGCUUGGAACUUCACCUGGCUGCUAAAAGAUGACACACCUUUGUCUACAUAUCAAAGACCACAUGAUUUCUACUGCGAUUUUGAGACGGAAUGUGAGUUGGAGUAUUCCUCUGAUGGUGAAGACGGAUUGACAGCUUCGGUGAUUGCGACACCAGAGGAUCUCUCGUUCGUCACUGAUAUUGACGUGCCAGAUCAAGAUUACUCUGAGAAAUCAAGUGAUGGUCAUUUUCUUUUUCUGAAUGCAUCACAGUAUACGUCCUUCCUGUUGCUGAGUCCAUGGCUGACCAGCAUCAGUGAGCGCUGCACCUUGGAGAUGGCCAUUUACCUACAGGACUCAAGGUCAGGAGAAUAUGUUGUUCAGCUACUUCACAACAAUGAAAGCAAGACAGUCCUCAUGUCAUCAGAAAGUGAGGCAAGAACUGGGUGGACGGUGCUUCAGGGGAGAGUAGGAUGUUUGGAAGAGUCUUUCCGGAUCUCUUUGGAAUAUAAAAGAAAUAACGGAAGAAUCUGGGAGUUGGCAGCUGUGGACUCAAUAAUUUUGAAAAACUGCAAUGAAGGUCCUUUGACAGGCUCUAGGACAACACUCGAGGGAUCGUUCACUUGUCAGAAUGGGGCAUCUAUUAAACUAAGACAGCUCUGUGAUUUCAACAACGACUGCAGCAAUGCUGAAGAUGAAGGAACGGUCUGCAAUAACCUUCCCACCGGCUCAUACUGUUCCUUUGAAGAGGAGGAAUGUGGAUGGUCAUCUGUUACCUCAGAGGUGGAUGAACCAAGUUGGAAAUUGAAGCAAAGUCGGUCUGUCAACGAAGAAGAGAAAAACAACCUGUGUUAUUCAGAAGAUCACGCCCUGUUCCUGAACACUAAGGAGACUCUGAUAGCUGACUUCAAUGAGUUGAGAAGCCCAAUUUUUCCAACUCCUAUCCGGAAUUCUGCAUGUGAGGUUCGUAUGUCUUUAUGUUUGUAUGGAACACUAGUGGGAAAUCUUUCCUUCUUGGUUGUGGAAAACAAGACAGAUGAGGAAUACAUCAGGACACUGUGGGAAUUCGCAAAUAUUACUGGCUCGGGAAGCUGGCAAAAGGCAACAUUGAAAUUGCCAGAUGUAUCUGACAGGUUCUGGCUUCAGCUGAACACUGUAUGGACUGAUGAGUCAACUGCAAUCAUUGCACUGGAUAAUGUAACUCUCAGCCUUGAUUGUUAUCUAUCAAGCAACGUAGACAGCUCUCCCAUAAAUCAAUCUGCCAAUACAAAUCAAUCUCUGCUCGGCCGAGCCUUUGUGGACAAGACUGUUACAGCUGCUAGUAAGAAAGUACAAGAGGAGACUGAAGUCAAUGCUCUGUCGGGCCCAUGGAUUAUUAGGACAUGUGGUGCCAGUGGGCCCAAAGGACCUACGCAGACCCAGUGCAACAAUGCGUACAAGAAUACAAGUACUUCUGUGGUGGUUGUAGCUAAAGGUUCUUGGAAGGGCAUUCAGAAAUGGAGAGUACCAUCAACAGACACAUACAAGAUAUCAGCAUACGGAGCUGCUGGAGGCAUAGGAGGAAAGGGAAACUUUAGAAGAUUUCAUGGUGUGUUAGUGCAAGCCAUUUUCCAACUAGAAAAAGAUCUAAUUCUAUACAUACUGGUUGGACAACAGGGAGAAGAUGCUUGUCCUAAUAUAAAUCCCACCAUCCAGAGUGUUUGCUUGGGAGAGAAUAACGUGAUUGAGGAGGAGUUAAAAGCAAAUGGCAAUGUCACUGAGUGGGCAGGAGGUGGAGGAGGAGGUGGAGGAGCCACGUUUAUCUUCAAGAUGGAUAACGGAGAGCCAAUACCACUGCUGAUAGCAGCGGGUGGAGGUGGCAAAGCCUACCUGAGUAAAGAUUCCGGUUUCCCAGAAGAGAUGCUAGAAACUGAUUCCUCUGUUCCGGGUGUAAAUGGGAGGUCGGGUGCUGCCGGGGGUGGUGGUGGCUGGAGUGACGUCACUAUACCACCGUGGUCUGGCAAAUCACUGACCGAAGGAGCUGAAGGUGGACAAUCCUGCCCACAGGCCAUCAAGAAAUGGGGCUGGAUAACACAUGGAGGUUUCGGAGGAGGAGGAGGAGCUUGUACAGCAGGAGGAGGUGGUGGGGGCUACAUAGGUGGAAAUGCAACUGAGAAUAAUCGCCCUGAAAAAGAUGGUGGCUGUGGAGUUUCUUAUAUUAGCCCAUUGGGUGAAAUCUACACCCCACCACUGGCAGUUACAGAAAGCCAUGGGGAGGUUGAAAUUGUGCUGCAUUUAAAUUGUAGCCACUGUGAACAUAAUGACUGUGUAUUUGACCAUAUUAAAGAAGAACUCAUCUGUUUGUGUGAAUCAGGAAAGAUAUUGGCUUCUGACAGUGUAACCUGCAUUUUACCCCCCGAGGGCCACCUGCCCCUCUCCCUGGUGCUUUCGGUUGUGCUGUCAGUUGUGAUCGCAGCCUCGCUACUUGCCUUCUCUGGAAUCAUGAUUGUGUAUCGCCUCAAACACCAAGAACUGCAAGCCAUGCAGAUGGAAUUACAAAGCCCUGAUUACAAACUCAGUAAGCUGCGAACUUCAACCAUCAUGACCGACUACAAUCCCAACUACUGCUUUGCUGGAAAAACUACGUCCAUCAGUGAUCUCAAAGAAGUUUCCCGUAAAAACAUUGUGCUCAUACGGGGCCUGGGACAUGGAGCCUUUGGUGAGGUGUAUGAAGGUCAAGUGACUGGUGUUCCAGGUGAGCCCAGCCCUUUGCAAGUUGCAGUGAAGACAUUGCCUGAGGUGUGUUCAGAACAGGAUGAGUUGGAUUUCUUGAUGGAAGCCCUAAUAAUUAGCAAAUUCUGCCAUCAAAAUAUAGUGCGAUGUAUUGGAGUCAGCCUGCAGGCUCUUCCUCGCUUCAUUCUCUUGGAGCUGAUGGCAGGAGGAGACAUGAAAUCGUUCCUUCGAGAAUAUCGACCUAAACCGGGACAACCAUCAACUCUCAACAUGUUGGACUUAUUGAAUGUGGCUCGUGACAUUGCUCGGGGUUGUCAGUACCUGGAGGAGAACCACUUUAUCCAUCGGGAUAUAGCUGCAAGAAAUUGCCUUCUUACUUUCAAAGGUACAGGACGAGUGGCUAAGAUUGGAGAUUUUGGAAUGGCUCGUGAUAUAUACAGGGCUAGUUAUUACAGAAAGGGUGGUCGUGCUAUGCUCCCAGUGAAAUGGAUGCCACCAGAGGCCUUCAUGGAAGGAAUAUUUACUUCAAAAACAGAUACUUGGUCCUUUGGAGUGUUACUGUGGGAAAUCUUUUCACUUGGGUACAUGCCGUACCCCAGUAAGAGUAACCAAGAAGUGCUGGAGUUUGUCACAAGUGGUGGUCGAAUGGAUCCACCCAAGAACUGCCCUGGUCCUGUAUAUCGAAUUAUGACUCAGUGUUGGCAGCACCAGCCAGAAGACAGGCCUAACUUUGCAACCAUACUGGAACGAAUUGAUUAUUGCACACAGGAUCCUGAUGUAAUAAACACUUCCUUGCCUGUAGAAUAUGGGCCUCCAGCAGAAGAAGAAGGAAAUGUUCCGGUACGCCCAGAUGACCCUGAUGGAUUAGCGCCUCUUUUAGUUUCACCAGCACAAGAGGCUGAGAGCCAAGGAGCUUCCACUGACCUUGCCCUGCCACCCCAGCGUCCAACCAGCCUCUGCCUUGGUGAGCACCGGGUCAAAUUUGUUCCCAAUGAUUCCGCCGUUGUACAUACCGGAAGGCCAGCUGAGGAUGGGUCUCAUGUCAAUAAAACGUACUCACAAAUGAACAACUCUUCUGCUUCACAGCAAGGUAGGGGCUCCCGGAAAAAACCCACCAACCUCUGGAACCCUACGUAUGGGUCAUGGUUCACAGAAAAACCUGUCGUGCAAAACAACAACACUUUGACUGACAACAACAGGCCACCAGAAAGGGAAGAUUCUGGUUUCCAUGCCAGUGGUGGUACUUCUACUGCCAUCCCAAAUUCCAGGCCUCAGGCGUCUGCUGUUGUACUAGAACCUUCUUCCCUUGUGGCCAGUACAUUGGAUGUGCCUCUAUUCCGCCUGCAGCAUUUUCCUUGUGGGAAUGUGAGUUAUGCACUCCAACAGCAGCAGCAGCAACAACAGCAGGGAUUGUCUCUGGAAGCUACAUCUGCUUGUGCUACUUUUAAGGAAGACUACAACUCACAUGUUAAUAAGGGCUUACCUGCCCAGCAGGACCCACGUGUUCACCCAGUUGCCAAUAUCCCCACUUGGGACUCAGGACUCUCUCUAGCAGAGGAUGUAAAUGUCACUAUACUGUAAAUAAGCAAAACAAACAGGUGGCUCUACUUGAGCAAGUAUCACACCAAGCAAACAAAAAAGCAGCAGCAAGUACUAUUUGGCACACGAGACUGGAGCAGAGUUUUUAUUUUCAGCUGAAAAUAUGGUGAGAGCCGCAUGUGGAUUUGUGGUAAACUCACUGCUGUUAAUGCAUGUGAAGACAUCAGGCCCAUGUACAGGUAAUCCUGGGCUGAAGUUAGAAGUACAAGAAAGCCACUGCAACACCAACUCAGCUGAUUUAGAAUUUUACAGUAACUUUUGAAGGAAAAUAGUGUUUUGAAGUUAAGAUUCCACAACAAAAAAGGUGUACUGCAUCAAGUUCUCCACUGGUAUUCUUUUUUCUAGAUUGCACAGCGAUCUCGUAGUUACCAUAUCUCUCUGUCCCUUUGCUCACUUGCACAAUCAAGGCACUCCAAGGGAAAGAGAUGAUUAGGCUUGAAAACUGAGGAGAAUCUUAAGGAUCUUAAAAGAACCAUCUUGUAUUUAUAUAACGCCCUUCGCGAUCUCAGUCUCUCAAUGUGUCUCAAAGUACUUCACACCCAAUCGGGUAAUUUUGCGAACAAUGUCGUAAUCUAGGGAAACUAAGUGAGAGGUUCUUUAUGCAAAAUCAUUGGGAGCGCAUGGAGAUUUGACACUCUCUAAAUUAUGGCACAAUCUCACUACAGUGGUGAUCUCUGCUAUUGAUCCCACUCAAAAGUUGGUAUCAGUGAAUGAUAACUUAAUCUGUGUACAGGUGCCAGGCACUCUCCCAAGACUAGUGGUAGCUUUCAGGAGUACAUCUGGCCCAAGAUGUUCUUACAUAUGCUGGUGUGUGCCCAGCCUUGGAUGGUGUUCCAUUGCCCUUCAACCCACCAGGAAACCAGUAAGCAACAUUCCCUCAGCUACCUUUAGAAGGGGGUACAUGUAGGCUUAAAUUAAAAUUGAUUUUGAUCCUCAGGGUCUAUACCUCUUUCUGGCAGAGAACUCUAAGGUAGACCCAUAGACACCCAAGAGGAGUCCAGUAUAAUUACCCUGACUGAAAAUAUCAAUCUUCUUUAAGGGCAAGGUUGCAGUAACUCCUGAUGAAUGGAAGUCUCAACUUCAGCCUCAAUCCCUGACCUUCCAAACUUCACCAGUCUGAAAAGGGCAGCUGGACACUCCACCUCUUACAAAGUCAAAUGGGAAGUACACCCAUAAAUGCUGUAUCUAGAUUCAACCUUAUUUUAUGGACCUCCUGCUGAUUCCCACUUGCUCACUCAAAUUUCCACCGGUGGUCCACUGGAAAGAACAAAGCAUCACAGUCCCACCAUAUAGGAAAGGCGAAAUCCAUUUGGUCACGUCAAACUUCCUUGUGGUUAGCCUAUCAUGUAAGAUCGUAUGAGACCAUUCAUUCAUCAUUUCCAUUCCAAAGUCAAUUUCCGCUAAACUGGGAACUGUCUAAAUUCCGUUUAAACUUUUCACCACAGCGAUGUUUGCAACAAGUCAACAAUUGUUUAAAAAAAAUUCUGUGAACUCAAUGAUUCCAGAAGCCAAAGUUAAUGUACAGUGAAAGUGCAAUGAGUUGAUUUGCAAGGGAUGUACACACAGCGUUGUAUAAAGUGGAGGUUUGAGAUUGCUGAGGAGCCCCCUUUGCAGCCCAAUUUGCCAACAAAUGCACUGUAUGGCAAAAGAAAAUCAAAAAAUUAAAACACAAUAAAGCACUAAACAUGUAAAAAGUGUGUUUGUUUUCAGUUUGACCAUACCUUAAAAACUCAGCAAUCUUUUUCUGCUUAGCAUUCCAACUUUGGAUGAGUGUGCUAUCAUCUGCCAUGUUAUCAGUGUAGCCAGUCAUGUUUCUGGCGUUUUUGUCCUGCAGUGUGAGAUCUCAGAGCAUCUCCACUGCCUUGAAACAGGUGAGUGAGCGGGUGGAUAUUCAUUUCAUUCAUCAGGGUCACUGGCUCCCCUCGGGCUCCACUGUUGAAGAACGUAUUACCUUCUAGUUGUUCAGCACACUGUGUCACUCAAUGUCAUUUUCCAUGGCUGUUUCUGCUGGAAGCCCGUGGCCAGCCUCCUGAAGGUGAACCAAAAAAAAGCUUCAAGGUUUAGGGUAUCUCAUCCCACAUCUUGCUGUUUUGCGCAGUUGUAACCUGUCUAAAUCCAUGUGGUUCAACCCGUUGGAAAUUGUUGCUUCCAUCACCGUCUUCCACAUCUUCUCAUGAAUAUUGGCCUCUGUAACAGUUUGGUUGUGUUCCUGCCCCUUAUUUAUAGCCUUAACAACCCGCAAGAUCAACUGCUGUCAGUGGUGGGUUUCAGCUGCCUAAUUACCUCUUGAGUCAUUGGCGAGAGCUUUGGAUAUGGUGUUGAGAGGCGUUAUGAGAGCUUCCACUUUUGAGGUUAGUGAUGUGAGGCUGCAAGAUCAAUUGUCUGCAAUAGUGACAAUCUCGCUUUUCUUCCAUUGAUACAUUUCCCUGACACAUGCUCAAAAAGUGCUGGAGGUUUUCCAUGCAACUUUAUUGCCUCACAUUGUGGUGGUAGUGUCUUGACAUUUGAAGAGCAAUGCAAUGUGGCUUCUUGGACUUACCUGUCACAAAAACAGCAGCUUUUCAGUCCUGUCCAGGAUGGCGCAGACCAGUGCAUUGACACAUUCAUUGCUCCGUUUUCCACUAUUUCAUGUUUUCAAAAUCAAAGUGUGACCUGGAAAAAAAGACAGUAAAACAGUUUGGUUUCAUUCCGUGUUAGCAGUGUCUCUUGGUGUGCACUCAUUCAGGAUAUGGGUAAGACCAUUCUGCAGCCAACACUCUGUCAUUGCUUUCAUAACUCCAUAGCCUCACUGCACACUGUGCCUUAUCUUCAAUCAAUCCAGUCAUCCAUCCUUGCAGGUAAAUUCCUUGGCUCAGCCUCUUUGCCAAGGCAUUCCCUUUUCCUGCUGGAUUGGAGAGUUGGGAUAAUUCUUUUGCUCAAGCCAUGUCAGCUGAACUUCUUCAAGGUCAGGACAGGCAACUGUUCUGAUCCUUUUCCUUUCAGGGGACAAUGCCUGAAUGUUGAAACAUUCCAAAAUGCAUCAAAAUUGUUUGCCUACUCAUUGGUGGACUCUCCCAUUCUUUAGUGGUAUUCAACUUUCAAUUUGCUACAGCUUUCCACUCACUAUGUCAAUUUAACUUUGUCUGCAAAUGACAGCUCUUUAUCUUUCUCACAGAUUUAGUGACGCUUGCAUGGUGUGAAUUUACAUCUGCAGGAGAUAUUGAUGCCAAAAGAUGGCUUGCACUAAACUCUGCGAUUUUGCACUCCAGUGUGGCCUAACUCUGUUCUAAUUGUUCGGCAAAAUCAUUUGAGGAGCUUGCCCAAACUGGCCCAAUCUGGAGGUGCAAAUCUGAAAAUUCAGUUUAUCAUGGCAUCAUUCUAUUGGAAUUGCUAUUCUGCCAGCCGGAACUGAUUGACAACUGCGGCACAGCUGAAAUUUCAGAUUGUCUAAAUUCAAUUCGUUGUGAUUUUACUGUAAAAGCUCUGGCUGCCAUGGUGUAAUGGUGAGCUCGCGUGCUUCUGACCGCUGCGAUCCGAGUUCAAGUCUGGGGGCAGCCUAUUUCCUGGGCCAGUUAGUGCUCAGCCUCGGGAAGUCACGUUUUUAGGGUGGCACGGUGACUCAGUGGUUAGCACUGCAGCCUCACAGCGCCAGGGACCCGGGCUCAAUUCCAGCCUCGGGCAGAGUUUGCACAUUCUCCCCGUGUCUGCGUGGGUUUUCUCCGGGUGCUCCAGUUUCCUCCCACAGUCCAAAGAUGUGCAGGCUAGGUGGAUUGGCCAUGCUAAAUUGCCCGUAGUGUUCAGGGGUGUGUGGGUUAUAGGGAGAUGGGUCUGGGUGGGAUGCUCCAUGAGGCGGUGUGGGCUUGUUGGGCCGAAGGGCCUGUUCAACACUGUGGGAAAUCUAAUCUAAUCUAAUCUAAUUCUUCAAGCUUAAGUCAUAAAUAAUGAAUUGCCCAGAAAGUAAACUAAAUGGGAAUUGGUUAAGUUGGUUUGGUAGUUUCAACAGGCAUACAGCCUUGAUUCUAAGUAGUUAGUUAUCCUGAUAUCCAUAAUAAUAUCCAGGUGAGAAUCAAACCUUGCAGAUUGAAUUGUCAGGCAGUUUGUGAGUAUAGAGCUUACUGUCACUAUCAGUGGGGAUGGAUCCUUCCCUGCCCCAUAUUCAUUGAUAUUUCUGGAGUGAGUGAAUGAAUUCUGUAGCAAUACAAAAAUUUAGGAGCCCAAAAGCCACAAAAUUUUUCCACAGAUCAACCCCAUAAUUUUACCCUACUCCGCAUCUCACCCCACCGAGAAAUACAUCAGCACGUUGACCAUAUUGCAAUGCCCACUCCAAUGUCUUUCCCCAAUUCCGUUUGAUAACUUUUAACAAGGAAGAUGGAAAUCUCACCCCUGGCUUUACUUCAUAUUAACAGCAGGUCUCCAACGUAAAGCACCUGUAGCACGUUAGAACAAAAGAUUGACUUUAGAGCUGACUUCCACUAGGUUACAACAUGACAUGACAGCUGCUCUGUUACAUAUCAACCCUGAGCCAGAUUCAGAUCAUCAAUAACUUUGCACAAGUUUCUCUGUCAUCCUUGACGAUAAAUUUUAUCUCACCUGUUUAUGUUCACUUCCUUAUAUUUAACUUGAAAUAGCAAAUGAGACCGGGAAUCGUGUUUGUAUCUUAAUGUCAACUGGUAUUUGCAUUUUCCAGGGGGAAGGAUGGCUGUACAGAAUAAGAAUGUAAAUACACUGGUUAUUUCUUCUUACAGUAACUGUUCUGACUUUAUGAAAACAUUUGUCUACAUAUUAUUGCACUCUAAUCGUAAGUAAUUGUGUGAAGCACUUUGAGAUAUUUUGAUGCUCUGUAAAUGCAAAUAUUCCUUUGUUUAAUUCAAGGAGAAUCCUGUGUAAUGUCCUGUGAGAUGGUAUUACAUUCAUUCAAAAAAAAUGUGGAUGUUAUUUGACAGUCUGACGUUCAGCUGCCUCAGAGAGAUCAAUCUUUUAGUAGCCAGGAAGCCAGCUUUUGACUUGCCAGUCGAAAAAGAAUUGCAACGGACUGAAAGAGACCAACAGGUUUACAAAGUUAAUGUGCCGCUUUAGGUGCAAGAACUACAAGUUAUAGGCAGCUAACAAUCUCAAAGGAGGUAGUGACAUCUUUAACUAAAUAUAAAUGUCCAUUACAUCUGUUUCCAUACUGUUCAGACAUGUGGUGCCAUGGUGAAACUGAUUCCUUAUCGGUUGAUGUUGACUGCAUGGUCACAAGCCUGAAUACUCCAUAACUUUGAACAUAGUGGUGUUAAUGUGUGACAUUUCUGCAUAGAGGUCAUCAGUUGCAACUCCUCCCUGGUGAUCAGUUGGCAUUGUAAAGUUACUAUUAGAUGCAUGGACCUAUGAUUGUUUUACACCAAGCAUAAUUAUCAGUUACAAUGAAUAGGUUUUGAAGUCAUGUAUUUUAAAAGAGCUGGAUGUUAAAAUUGAAAAUCAAUAAAACCUAGAAAUCACAAUAUUAUUGUUAAAAUGCUCAGUACAUUUGUAUGAGAGUUAUUUAUCAACUAGUUCAAUGGAAGUAUUAGCCUUUUCAAUUUAAGAAGAUUGAUACUCAUGGUAAAA
Stegostoma tigrinum is the source of this 10640-nucleotide messenger RNA. Its product is annotated as ALK tyrosine kinase receptor-like. Gene Ontology annotation, biological process: positive regulation of kinase activity; regulation of cell population proliferation; regulation of neuron differentiation. Bases 36 to 5057 code for a protein of 1673 amino acids. The transcript is spliced from 29 exons. Gene Ontology annotation, cellular component: signaling receptor complex; membrane. NCBI's taxonomy places the organism in Eukaryota, Metazoa, Chordata, Chondrichthyes, Orectolobiformes, Stegostomatidae. The record is from RefSeq and is a predicted model, not a curated record. Gene Ontology annotation, molecular function: transmembrane receptor protein tyrosine kinase activity; protein binding; ATP binding.